UUUGUGCGCUUCAUAUGAGAACAUUGAGAACGAGGCGGCGUUUUGUUGUACGUUUGGUCUCCCGUCGACAAUAGUCAAUUUUAAAUUAUUAUUUUUAUAUAUAUUAUAUAGCAUUAAUUAUAGUGUUGUGUAUUUUUGUGCUACACAACAUUAAGUUGAUCGUCAUCGAAAAAGUGCGUAGACCCUAUUGAUCGUGUAGCUGUAUGACAACGGUAUAUUUCACGGGGACUAUGUGUUAACUUAGAGACGUGCGAGACAUCGUUGUACCAUUUUUUUUAUAUUAUUUCGUCGCAGUCGUUAUCGAAAACCGUCAAACUGUCGACUAACGCGGUUUCAGAAAUGGCGUUGAGCACAACGACCAGUCAACCAGUACAGAAUAAUGUCCAAUCAUCACCAGGAACCGGGUGGCCAAGGCGCACAGUACCAGUGAAAUCGUCUACAUGCCCGUCGCUCAACAGACACAUAAAUUUGUAUCCUCUAUCAAAUUAUAAAUUUGGUACUAAAGAACCUUUAUUUGAAAAAGACCCAUCUGUACCAGCUAGAUUUCAACGAAUGCGUGAUGAAUUUGAAAAAAUUGGCAUGCGCCGUAGUGUUGAAGGCGUUCUAAUAGUUCAUAAGCACGGGUUGCCUCAUGUUUUAUUAUUGCAAUUAGGCACAACAUUUUUUAAAUUGCCAGGUGGAGAACUUAACCCAGCAGAAGAUGAGGUUGAAGGACUUAAACGAUUACUAACUGAAACUUUAGGCAGACAAGACGGUGUUCAGCCAGAAUGGACUGUUGAAGAUACCAUUGGCAAUUGGUGGCGACCCAACUUUGAACCUCCAACUUAUCCGUAUAUACCACCACACAUAACUAAACCCAAGGAACAUAAAAGACUUUUCUUAGUUCAGCUACCUGAUAAAGUUUGCAAUGGCAACAUGAUUUGCUGGUUCAAAAAGGAUCAUCCUGGUUGAUUGUAAAACAUCACAUACAAGAAAUGUAUUUUUUUUUAUGAAAAUUGUCUAGGAAAAUUCAUAUUAGGGGUUCCUUAAGAUUAUUGUUCUAACCACUGUUGUGUAGUUUACAUCUGAUUUUAAAUCGGUUGAAACUCAAUACCAUAAAAAGGGGCUUAAAUUAAUUUUAAGAUCAUUAUAAAAAAACAUAAGCGUUUUUGAAUGGGAUUAAGUGCAUUGUAAAUGUAUUUUCUAUUAUAAUUAAUUAAACAUCUUUUCUCGGAUCUUAAAUUUUUAUUUUUUGAAAUACAGGGUGUCAGUCAUAAAUCCUUUAUCAAAUUUCAUAAAAUAUGAAUACUUUUUCAAACAUAUCUCUUUAUCUACUAUCAACUUCCAAGUUUUUUUUUUUUAUGAACAAAGUUUAAGUAACCAAUUUUAUUCCAUGUUUGAGGAACAUUGAAUAUUCUUAAAAUUUUAAGGUCUAAUGAGGUUUAUAAUAAUCUAGUAUAAUUCUUAAAUUAAACACAAUGUUGACACUCUGUAAUAAUUUUUUUUUUGUAUACAAAUGAAACUAUUGAUGGGGUGACUUUAUUUGAGUUUUGUUAACAGCUCUCUGUUUAUAGGUUGUGUAAAUUAAAAUAUUUAAGUGAUAUCUAUUUCCAUUUUCUGAAAUUUUAUUAUGAGAAUGCGAUAGACCAAUUUGUUAUUGUAUCAUAUGUAAAACAACAAAUUUACACUUUGCAUAAAAGAAAACUUUAGGGUUUAGGUUAAUAGUUGACAAAAUUAUAUACUACAUAUCUAUUUUAAGUACAAAUAUCGUUAUGUUCUAUCCCAAUAUUUUUGUUUUUUGUAACAUCUUAAUUUUAAACUAUGAUAUUUGUGUUUAAAACUUAGUUUUUUAUUUAUAUUGUGUUUUUAACUAUAAUAUAUAUAUAAAAAUUAAAAAGCUGCAACAUAUAAGAUCGCUUUAUUAUGAUAUUAAUCUAAACCCUAUAGAUUUGAUAAAACAAAACAUUAAAAUUGAUAUGAUUUACACUUAUUCUUAAACAACAAGAAUGUCAUGUCUUUUUUUGAAUGUACAGUUAUAAUAUUCAAUUUAGAAUAUUAAGAAUGCAUGUUAUUAGAUUCUGACGGAAAGCAAAACUAACAACUAUGUUUAUUGUUUACUGUGUAUCUCGUUUUGUUUUAGUAGUUAAAUUAUUAUUUUUGUUGCAAUUAUUAAACUAUUUAUAUUAUGUUCUAAUUUCCCUUUAUGAGCUAUAUGUUAAAAUGGUUAAUAAUUAAUAAAUAAAGAGUAGUGUAAUAAUUUGUAUUAAUUAUUAAAACCAAAAUUAAUAUGUAUAUUAAUUGAUAUCAGUAUAGUAAUAAUUGAUUGGGGGUUUAUUUUGUCAGUAAAUUAUUUUAAAAUAUCUAAUUAUAUGUACAAGAUUUGUAAUGUUUUAAAUAAAAUUAUUACAUUUAAGAUUAUUUAUCUAAAUAAACUAUUUUCAAUUUAAAUAUUGAGGCCAUUGAAAAUUAAAAUUGUUCUUAGAGUAUUUAAAUAAUAAAAAAAAAAAAAUAUUUAUUUAUAAACAUUUAUACUUAGCCAUUGUUGGCAUAUAUGUUUGUUAAAAAUAAUGUCAAGUGAUUAUAUAAAUAUAGUAAUUCUAUCUGCAGUUAAAAUAAUGUUGUAUUAAUUCCAAUGUUCUAAUUGUAAUCAUUUCAAAAUUUCCAUUUAAAUUUUAAAAAUACAAAUUAAGACCUAUUGUACAGUUGUCAUUCAACAUCUGAUUCUUAAAUUUUAUCAUGUACAUUUGUUCUGUACAGAUGUUUUUAAAUGAACAUUAAAAUCAAUUGUAAAACUAUAUUUAGGUGUAAUUUGUUACUCUU
Aphis gossypii (cotton aphid) is the source of this 2799-nucleotide messenger RNA. It is a transcript of the gene Cpsf5, whose product is annotated as cleavage and polyadenylation specificity factor subunit 5. Gene Ontology annotation, cellular component: mRNA cleavage factor complex. The coding region runs from base 340 to 951 and encodes 203 amino acids. Gene Ontology annotation, molecular function: mRNA binding. The record is from RefSeq and is a predicted model, not a curated record. NCBI's taxonomy places the organism in Eukaryota, Metazoa, Arthropoda, Insecta, Hemiptera, Aphididae. The transcript has 5 exons.